AUGAAGCAGCGAAGGGUCCAUGUGCCUGCAGUUCUAGAUUGGCACAGUAUGGGACAAACCAGGUUAAUGGAGGGAAUUGAGCCAUACUUGGACAAGGCAUUCAAUAGCAUUCAUGGGUUGUUCGUUUGUAUGGGGUGGAGAAGGUUUUUUGAAAUUCAGAAAGUGGUGUAUAAGAAGUUAGUCAUUGAGCUUCUGGCCACGGUUUCUUUUGCACGAAAUGAAGGAAUAGUUGUUGAAGACAACCUUUCUUUUGCAUUGGUGGAGAAAGGCAAGCCUUUCUCUACACUACUUUAUAAGAGGGAAAAUGUCAUUGUUGAUCAUGGUAUGGGUGGUUUUUCCAUUCCUGACGAUACUCCAAGAGGCCGAGUCCCGAGGCGGGUAAGACAAAGAAGGGACCCUAAUGAAGAUGCACCACCUGUUGUACCAACCGAUGACAAGCUACCCAUGGAUCCCUAUAGCAUUUCCAGUAGGAGGUUUGAAGAUAACUUGGCAAGGACUGCCAACUACACCAACAUGAGCAUUGUUUACCCAUAUACACCAAGUUGGGAGAAACUAUGGAAAGAGCAACAAGGGGGAGUAGGCAGUGGUGGAGGAGGAGGGGAUGAUGGAGAUGACGAAGAAUGA
This is a messenger RNA of Lactuca saligna, 624 nucleotides long. NCBI's taxonomy places the organism in Eukaryota, Viridiplantae, Streptophyta, Magnoliopsida, Asterales, Asteraceae. The record is from the annotation of a GenBank genome assembly.